CCUUUUUCCCCAACAUCAUCUCUGUCCCUGCUUCAGAGGCCUUUACCAUACCCUCCACUCUGCCCACCUAGCUCUCUGUUCCUGUGCUCUUGUUUCUCCUCACUCUGCGCCCCCAAGCUCCUUCCACCUCCGCGCGGCUCCCUUUCCUCUCCAGGUGCGCACCCCUCUCUGCGGCGCUCCGCUGUGCGCCUGCGCUUUGCACCGCCUGAGCCGGGAGGGCAGAGUUGGAGGAACUUCGGCGCUGCGAGUGCGGUUUGCACACGAUCCGGGCUCGGGGGUCGACGCCCGCGCCGGACUGGGACAAGUGGCUGCGCUCGCCCACACCGCAGCCCUCCUGCCCGCGAUGGGCUGCUCCAGCAGCGCCCUCAACAAGGCCGGCGACAGCAGCAGGCCCCGCAGCGAAGAAAGUGAGUCCUGCUUUGCGCAGCCAAAACCAUGCACACUGGGAAGAGAGUCUACUUUUUAUGGCAAGGUACAAGAGGAAUGCCUUCCUCCAUUAGAAAAGCUCAAGAUUUCAGCAGUGUCUACAGCUAAUGGUGUUAAAUCCCUCCCUGAAGAGGCCCUGGCAAAGGAUGCUGUAGACCAACCAGGAUCCACGGAAAAGACGCAGCCUCUAGAGGGAUCUAAGGAGUCUGGGCCACCUCAGCCAGGUCGCAAAGAUGAUACUUCAGGAGCAGGAGAAAAGAAGAAAAACAUGGAAGCAGUGACAGAGGUUCAACCUUUAAAAGGAAAUGCUGAGACUGAACCUUUAGGAACAGAAGCCAGUUGUCAGCUUUUGAGGACAGCAGGAGAGAGGGACUCUCCUGGAGCAAUGCGAGGUACUGAGAUUCCGCAGACUGCCAGAGAGAUGACACCUCUAGGAACAGCUGAGAAAACUCCACCUCUGGAAGCACUGAGAGAGCCACAACCUCAAGAAGCAAUGAGAAAGGAUGAACAGUCUCAACUCCCAGAAACAGUUCCCAAGGAGACUGAAUCUCCAGAAAUAUUGGACAGAAGUCAGCUUGUGGAAACAGCUGAAGAGCAGCAACUUCAAGAAACAUUGGGAAAAGAUGAGCAGUCCCAACUUCUAGAAGCAAUUCCCACAGAGAAUGAAUGUCCAGAAGUAUUGGACAGAAGUCAGCUUGUCGAAACAGUUGUAAAUAAUGAUUCACUCCAUAAAACUUGUGAAGGUUCAGGAAACACGGAGCAGAUUCAACCUGAAGAAAUUGUUGGAAACAUGGAGCGUUCAGCAGGAAUUCUAGAAACAGGGACAAAUGUGGAAAUGGUCAGGAAAAUUCACACUAAUGAAGAGGACCAACACAUUGAAGGUGAGACAGGAGAAAAGGUUGAAACAGAGAUGGAGAAUGAGAAAGUAGGUGAGGGGGCUGAAACAAAAGAAGAAGAAACAGGAGAAGCUGUGGAUCUCUCAGCAACCACAUAGAUAGGUAUGGUGAUGGAAGGGUGGACGGACGCAGUUGUUAUAAUAGAGAAGACAGAAAAAUGGUCGUGAAGCUGUGUUUACAGAUCUCAUCUCUCAACAUCUACGUGUGUUAUACAAGGAGUGUGGUUAUCAUGUUCUUGAUUACAUUGUUCCAUAAAACUGCUAAGCUGUAAGCAGUUUUCUUAGCUACUUAGAAUAGUUACACGUUUACAACUAUAAUAGCCAGAGCCAAUAACAACUGGGGUAUAUGAUCAUUUAAGAGGGUGAGGGCGUUCUCUUCAUUGUGGCAGUGGGGUCAUUCAGAAUAGAAAAUGAGACCUUUAAAAAGAAAGUAUAAACCAUUAGAUAUAGGUGGCUGGAGAAGGGAGUUAGGAAAUUUUGGGGAGCUCAUGAUAAUAAAGUCACACAGUUAUAAUUACCAUGGAAUAAGAAUGAACAACAGCACUGGGGCAAAUUAUACCUAGUAUUUCUUUCUGUCACAGAAUUUAAAGCUGGUAGAAACCUUGGAAAGCAUGUCAUCUAAUUACCUUCUCACCUUAAGUCUAUCUACUACCGUAGAUCUUUAUUUAUCAUGUAGGUUAAAUAUGUUAACAAAAUCCUUUUCAAAGGAAUGCAAACUCUGGUGCUGUUGCAACAUUAGGCAUUUUCACAAUGAAAGGCUACACAUUUUCCAUGUGACGUUUUGAGUCAGCUGUUGAUUUUACACUUAUGUGAGGUGUUUCCAUUGGUGUUAUCCUUUGGACUGACAUUAAAGGUAUUUGAAAUUAAUUGACUUCUAAAUGUAUUUCAGAGGCAACAAACAGCAAGAAUUAAAACCUAGAUUUGUUGCCUAUGUAGAGUCUAUUCUUGGGCCCUAUUCUUUUUUAGAUUACUGUGAUUUAACAUGAGGCUUUAGAGGUGGAAAGGAGCUAAAAAAAUCAAGAUUUAAAAACCAUUUAUAAUAUCUCAUUCAUGUUAAAAUGAUGCAUCACAGAAAGUCACUUUUCAAGAAUUCUUCCAAAGUUGCCAAGGGAUUUUGGUAAAUGAUUAUAUGUAAAUAAUAGUAAUGAUAGCAAUCUUGCCUACCAUUGAAUGCUUUGUGUUUAUGAAUAUCAGGAUAGAAUUAUAUUUUGGAAACAUUUGGUUUCUUUAUCUUAUUUGUAAAUAUAUAUUUUGAAGAUAACUGCUCAGAUGAAUUAACUAGACUCCUUUACUUUCGCUUCUAUAUUAAAAUGACCACUAAGAUGACCUGUAAUUAAUUUCAAGUAUAUAAGAUACAGGGAAGAAUUAUCAUCUUUAUUCUGAUUUUAAUAUUAGUUUAUGUUUCUGACUGUAAAGAGUUGAGGUAGACAAGAGGAGUUUACAGAUGACAUCAUCCUUUCUGCAGAGUGAAGAAGCUGGAUUGUGAUUCUAUUGAGAGCAAAGACUGUUUUAUGUAUCUUUGAAUUCAGGCAUUUAGCUCCUUUAAUAGAACAUGAUAGGUGCUUGAUAAAUAUUUGUUGAAUCAAUAAAUGCAUAAUAAAUACCAAAUCUUCCCAUUUACAUUUAAUUCAUUAAAAAAGAAUACAUUUAAAAUGUGAAUUUGUGUAACACUAACAUUUUCCUGCCCAGGCUGCUCAAUCUCAGCAACAAGCUAUAUAUUUUGUAGUUCCAAAAACAGCAGUAUUUUUAGGUCAGAAAGUUACAUAAGUCAGAACUGAUGUAACUUAUCGUUCAAGCUACAUUUUGUAACACAAAGGCGUCUUUCCUGACCAAAAGGUAUUUUUAUACAGAUAUCUAGAAAGUAGGAAAUGUCAGGGCUUCCUGUAAAAUAUGAAGGAUCACCUUAAAAACUAUAAUUGUAUUUUGUAUCAAGCAGGGAAACAGUAGGAUUCAUUUAAUUAAUAGGCACAAAGGUCCAUUCUCUGUUGUGUGGAUUGUCUUUUUAAAAAAUCUCUAACGUGUUAAAGAGAUCUAUUCAGAACUCAUUCUUGAAAGAACUGUUCCUCAAAAAGCAUUAUUAUAUAGUUGCAAUGUAAAAAUUUUCAAAUUGUUUAUAAUCUCAUUAUUUUCCAUUAAUGACUAAAAUAAUUUAUUCUCAGAAAAUUUUGGAAAUUUGUACUAAUUUCUGGUACUUUCUAUACUUUCAGAAAAUACAACAGCUUGUUAGAGAUUACAAGCAUCUCGUUUUUAUUAAGAUAAUUUGGUGACCCAAUUCUGUAUCUUUUCACAAAUGCCAGCAGCGUGAACAUCAUAAAGCCAUUCACGUAGCCCACACAUGUCUGUAAGAAUACCCUCUACUCCUCUUCUUUCUCUCCCACACCAAAUAGCGAGGCAUGACUGUAUCUGAAAAGUUGAAAGCAUUUGCUUACGAAAUGUCAUUUAAUCUAAAACUGUGUCAGCUUCUCUCCUCCCUAGAGCUUAGAAAAAGUUAACUGAGUGUUUGGUUAUGAUCUCGAGGUUUUAAUUGCAGAAACAGAAUCAGUAUAAUUUCAGAGAGCAGCUGAGAGGUGUGGAAUUUCUCUUUUCAGUUUUUGUUACUAUCAACAAAAGUUAGGGAACUCCUUGCGUUACUAAUCUAUAUAGAGUCAAAUUGGAGGCCUGUAACUUUACUUCAGUAAUACCACUCAGCUCACGUAUUGGGCAAUAUUUGACAUAUUGUAAGGUAACAACCAUAUUAUUAUUCCUGUGCCUAAUGAAAGAAGUCUCCAGACAUCAAAGCCAGGCUUUAAUAACUUCUGAAGGUGGAAGAAGGGCCAAUCUAUGUUAUAGUAACCUAAAUUACGCUUUCCAUUUAAUAAUGUGCUGCUGACCUGCAUAAACAAGCUACUGCCAUCCACUACUGGGGACAGAAAUCUGCGAGCCUCACCAGUUUCCGGAAAAAGACUUCUGAGAACCAGUUAGGGAUACUAAUUUUGUUUUGAAAUUUGCCUCAUUUUCUUUUCUUGUGAAAUAUAGAUAGUUCUCAAAUUUCUUCUUAAUAAAAGUAACUAUAGCAAAACACCAUUCAAGCUGUCAUAUGUCUAUGGAAAAAGAAAUGCAUGUUACAUUUAAUUGAUUUAUGCGACCCUGAUUCCAAACACUUUCUAAAGAAUUAUUCAAUGACAAGAGAAGAGGCUUCCCAUGGCAGCUGUACUGUUGUAGAGGGGCUCUGGGCUGAGGAGGAAGUUUCAGCCCCAGCACCUCAUUAGGAUGUCAUAAGGUCCUAAGAAGAUUUUUCCAAUGCUCAUCACACUCAGAGCAGUUCAGUGCAAGGACCAACUAAUAGUUGAUUUCAACUAGUGGUUACUUAGUGGAUCAGUGUGGAUUUGCUUCAAGUUUUCUAGAUAUCGGAGUUUUGUUAGAAAGUUUUUUUGGUAAAAAUAACACUGCUUUUGUCUAAGUACUUGAAUGUUACAGUGACUUUUUAGGUAAUAAUUACAAGGAUUCCUUUAUUAUUAAAAUAAUUUUUUUAGUAUAAAAUGAAUAUAUAUUCAUUGUAGAAACUUCAGAAAAUAUAAAUUUUAAAAGAUGAAAUCUAAAUAUUACCCAUAAUUCAUUCAGUCAAAAAUCAUGUUGAUGUAUAGGAGAGAUUAUUAUUAUUA
Diceros bicornis minor is the source of this 4962-nucleotide messenger RNA. RefSeq names its product glutamate rich 5 (gene ERICH5). Lineage: Eukaryota; Metazoa; Chordata; Mammalia; Perissodactyla; Rhinocerotidae. Bases 344 to 1420 code for a protein of 358 amino acids. The transcript has 3 exons. The record is from RefSeq and is a predicted model, not a curated record.